This is a messenger RNA of Microthlaspi erraticum, 942 nucleotides long. NCBI's taxonomy places the organism in Eukaryota, Viridiplantae, Streptophyta, Magnoliopsida, Brassicales, Brassicaceae. The record is from the annotation of a GenBank genome assembly.
AUGGCCAUGAGAUCAAGAAAAAGCCCUAGAUGGGAAAAUAUGGAUAGAGAUAUUUUGGCAAAGAUUUUCGAGAAGCUCAACGUAAUAGAUGUUACAAUGGGAGCAUCACGCGUCUGCAUCUCUUGGUUCCUUGUCUGUCACCAAAAAUCUCUAUGGAAAACCAUCGACCUUGCCUAUCUCCAACUUGACGACUUUAACCAUCCUCGACUGAAAAACUUUCUGGUCGAUGUAACCAUCGAAGUCGACACUCCGCCACAGAAAUACGAUAUAUACCAUCCUAGGAAGAUUUUGAAUGAAAUCACCAAAUUCAGCAGUACUGUCCCGAGUAGUUUGUUCUUAAACUUCCGUUCUUGGGUGGAAGAUGAAGAUCUCAUCAUCGCUGCUGAGAGGAUGCCAAAUAUAACAAAAUUUGUCUUGCCAAGAUGGGGCAAUUUAAGUGAGGAUUCCUAUCGAUUCGUAUUCAGUCAGUGGAAGAACCUUCACACACUGAUCAUCUCUCCAGCCUUUUACGUGAACCAGAAAAUCCUCAAGUUUCAACUCGUUGCAGAAAACUGUAUCAAUCUCACCAACCUGAAAAUUUCGGGUUACGUCGACGAAGAUUUAGUUGUGGAACUCGUGCGUUACCUCCCUAACCUUAAGAGGCUGAGUAUGCGAGGUUGUAAAAUCUACCAUAUUAAAAAAGUUUCUUUCCACAUCAUCAGAUGCCUCCAAAACCUAGCGAGCCUUAAUCUCUCACAUUGCAUUUUCAACGACAAAAUCACCGGUCCCAUCUGCGGAAUUGUACUUGAGGACAGUCUUAUAGAAAAUUUCACUCAGAAGAUUGACACAUUUAUCAUGUGUUCAAAAGUCGGAUGCUUGUUAUGCGAAGAUCCAUAUAAAACCUCGAUCGAUGUUUACGAGAAGCAUUGGCGAAAUGAUGAGAUUAAGGAACUUGAAUUCUGA